Molecule: messenger RNA, 1796 nt
Organism: Aureobasidium musti
Lineage: Eukaryota; Fungi; Ascomycota; Dothideomycetes; Dothideales; Saccotheciaceae
Source: the annotation of a GenBank genome assembly
CAUACAAACAUCAAUUGAUGAGUCUCUCAUCCCUGCACGGCGACGCAGUCAUGGACUCGACGAAGAAGCCCAUUGAUGUCGGUAGACAAAGCUACGAAGAUGCCCGGGACAUGGUUGCUCUAGGCCAUACAGAGGAACUCACAAGGAAGUUCUCGUCAUGGAGCAUGCUUGCCCUUGCUUUCUCCAUCCUGGGCACUUAUGGCACGUUUGCCCAAGACCUGGCAUCUGGAUUGAACAACGGCGGCGCCAUCACAAUCUUGUGGGGUCUUGUGCUCGUCUUUGUGUGUAAUCUCUGCGUUGCACUCAGCUUAGGUGAGCUGUGUAGCGCUAUGCCUACUGCUCUUGGUCAGGCUUACUGGAUGCACUCGCUAUGGCACACACCGACGGGGAGGUUCGCAUCAUACAUGUGUGCCUGGAUCAACACAUUUGGCUGGUGGACACUCAAUGCUUCGCUCGUGGCCUUCGCAACCAACUUCUUGCUUGGCAUCAAGCUCAUGUACGAUCCGGAGUGGGCAGGUGCCGGAACAGGAUGGGUCGAGUUUCUGGUAUAUUUGGGCAUCACGAUCGUCUUCACAGGCUUCAACUUGGUGGCCUGUAGGAAUGACAGGAUCUUGCCUUGGUUCAACAACAUCGUCGGCAUCCAGUUCGCUGCUCUUUUCUUCAUCCUGAGUCUUGCCUUGCUCAUCUCGGUUGGCACCAAAGAAGGGCUUAAGUUUCAACCAGCGUCUUUCGCAUUUGGUGCUUGGAUUAAUGAGACGGGAUGGCCAUCGGGAGUGGUCUGGUUCACUGGUCUCGUUCAAGCGGCCUAUGGAUUGACAGCUUUCGACUCAGUCGUCCACAUGAUUGAAGAACUCCCGAACCCUCGUGUCAACGCUCCUCGUGCUAUCUGGCUGUCUGUCGUUCUGGGUGCCAUCACAGGUUUCCUCUUCAUGGUCGUGUGUCUCUUUUGUAUUCAAGACCUCGACAAAGUUAUCAAUUCGCCGACUGGCUUGCCGUUCAUGCAGCUUGUCCAAGACUGCGUUGGUCUCGAAGGCGCUGUCGUGUUGAUGGUGCUCUUUACGAUGAACAGCUUGGGUCAGGGCAUCUCUAUCACCACAACCGGUAGCCGAUUGACCUGGGGCUUUGCUCGUGACAACGGUUUGCCCUUCUCGAAGUACAUCAAAAGAGUCAACAAGAAGUGGAAGGUCCCACCACAAGCCUUGCUGGUCCAAGGAAUCCUCAUCGGUCUGGUUGGCCUCCUUUAUCUGUUUGCAAACACAGUGCUUGAAGCUAUCUUGAGCGUGGCCACCAUCGCUUUAACAAUCUCUUACGCCAUGCCCAUCUUGACACUGCUGCUUGUGGGCCGCAACAAAUUACCUGCUGGCGGGCAAUUUGCGCUCGGCAGAUAUGGACCUGUAAUCAACUGGAUCAGCGUGGUCUACUGUGUCGUCACAACAGUCAUUUUCUUCUUCCCAAGCGGACCCAACCCCUCAGGAGCAGACAUGAACUACGCAAUUGCAGUGUUUGGCGUCAUGCUCGUCGUCUCCAUUGUCUUCUGGGUCGUCCAGGGCCGCAAGACCUAUUUGAGGGUAGAGCCGUCUGAACAAGUCGUGCUAGAAGCGGUGCAUUUAGAGGACAAUUAUGUAGAAGUCCCAGGGUCGUCACGGGUUGACGCAAAGGGUCGAUGUCUCGAUUUGCAUGAUGGUCAUGCUUUCUGUAUCAUGAUGUAUAAAAGAUUCUGUUAUUUGUUCUCAUUCACUUGUGCCAAUUCUCCUACUAGAAGAAGAAACCAGGGUAUGUUGGAUCGCUCGGGUCGA